Messenger RNA from Solea senegalensis (Senegalese sole), 1870 nucleotides. RefSeq lists its product as uncharacterized. The record is from RefSeq and is a predicted model, not a curated record. The coding region runs from base 816 to 1160 and encodes 114 amino acids. NCBI's taxonomy places the organism in Eukaryota, Metazoa, Chordata, Actinopteri, Pleuronectiformes, Soleidae. The transcript has 3 exons.
ACAAGGGUACGGAGGGAAACAGGAACAGAAAGUGAAGACUUGUCAAGAUGUUUGGGUGAAGGGGACAAGCACAGAGCAGAGACACCAAAAAACAGAAACGGCAGAAGUUUGAGCAGCUGACUGGAUUACACAUGAGAGGAAACCUGACCACUUCACAAGUGCCUGCGGGAGGAAGCCAGAAGAGUCUCUGCCCAUAUAUGGUCUAUGGUUCAGACGCGUGUCUUCAAGUGAUGUAGUGAGUGAACAAGAUAAAGAAAAAGAUACACGACCAAAUUGAACCACCUCUUCACGGCUGGAUUAAACUAAACCUAGAGUCGAGAGGCUGGAGGACAAGAGGCGACCCGCAAGCACACAGAUCGAGAGAGUGGCAUGAAGAAAUAAAACUUGUCCCUGAGGAUCAUAAUCAUCGUAACUGAGGGGUUUCAAACAACUCAUCUUCUUGAUUUAUUUAAAAAUAUGCUCAGCCUUUCGUUAAAAGACCCUUUUAGCAGGGACACGUCUACUUCCAGUCUGACUGUUUAAUAAGAACAACACAGGCUUGAGCACAGAUCUCGAGGAGCAGAAGACAAGCAAAUGAAAUUCACCGCCCGACAGCUGUUGAACACUUCACAUCGUACCACUUUAAAAGUGUUGGUUAAUUAGUUAAUAUGACUCAAAUUAAAACCUGAGGCUCAACUACUUUGAAAUCUCCAGCAGCUUUUUAUGCUCGUUUACUGUCUUGUAAACUUCACAACUUUCUGAAACGAUUCAUUAAAAGUUUAUAUCUGCCACACAGGCUCCGUUACGCAGAAGUCACACUUCUGUAUUCUGAAGCCAUGGAUGAGAAAUUUGACAGCAUUCGGGAUUUUUUCCAUCAAAUAUGGACCUUUGUCAUGGACAAACACAACCAGGGGGUUUACAACACCGUGUGUCUGGUGGUCCUCCUAACACUGCCACUGCUGGUCCUCCUCAUUACUUUGGUCAUGUGUUGCCACUGCUGCUGCUGUCGCCAUGCCAACAGCUGCUGUUGCGGCUGCUGCUGCUGCUGCUGCAGAGACGCCAUGGCAACCACAAGGUCGGACACGAAGAAGAAAAAAAACUCACCCAACUCUGAAGACUUAUGGAUCUCUGUCAAGACGGGGCCAAUGACACCUGACAGGGUUGCACUGACUAUGGUGUAGUGAUUCAUUUUUAGCUGAUCCUGGGACAGUUGGUGCAGUGGAGCUCAGACUUGACGGAGGCUGGAGACCUUGUUUAAACUGUUGGGAAGCACUUCAUGUUGUAAUGGGCACAGAAAAGUAUGACAACAUAGACUGUAAUGUAAAAAUGGAUGUAGCCCUCCAACUGCAAAACUAACUCCUGAGGUUUGCGAUUUGACCAGCGGCGUGUCAGUUUUUGAAACUGGCGAUCACCUGCAACCGGGCUCCGAUUGGACAGUACCAUCUUUUAAUCACACCGGUGUCCAUGUGCACACUUUAUCGUCUGUUUCCCUCCAAAUAGUUUACGAAAUAGUUUGUCAGAAGAGCAGAACUUUGUGACUGAGACCAUUAACUGUUUACCAAAUGUUCCCAUAGACUUCUAUUCAAACAGUGGAGUCCUUCUUUGUUGGUUUCACUUUCAAACUGGAAGGCUAUGUCCAUUUUUUUGAGUACAGUUUACUGUUGAAACACGUGAACCGCACAGGGUUUUGCGAGUUUGGAUUCAUGUGGAGAUCUGAUUCCAUUGUUUACAGCUUUUUGUGGUUUUACAUAUAUGAUGCUGUUCAUACAGCAAACAGAGCAUAAGUACGUAUGUGCGUGUGUGUAAAUCUGCACUUGUGGGUUAGAGAGACUGCAAAGGUGUGAGUGGAUGUGUGAAACAGAAUAAAAUUAGAAUCUUUGCUCUUUCCAAA